AUAAAAAGAAGAGAUGUCACGACUCUAACCUUCAAACUCUGUUUUGUUGUGGUUCUUCGAAAAGUGAGGUUAAUAAAUUUAAAAUUUGUUUUCCUUACUUCCUUCGCUUUUUCCUCGAAGCCCCGUAGUAUGGUUAGGGGGCGAGAUAGAAGUCGAACUCCCGAAAGGAAAAGGAGACGGUCUAGGUCAAGGAGUAAGGACAGGUCCAAACUUACAAGAUACAGAAGAAGCAGGUCUAGGGAAGUCAGACGUAGAAGUAGGUCUCGUUCAAAAGAUAGACGAGAUAGAGAACGGAGAUCACUAAGUAGGGAAAGAGACCAUGGAAGAGAACGAAGAAGAGGUGACAGCAAAGAGAGAAGGACUGGAAAUAGCAAGUCUGGUAACAGCAGAAAAAGGUCUAGAUCAAAGUCAAAGGAGAGAUCAAAGACAGAUGAUUCAGGACUAUCUUUUGAUCCAGCCAAUUUAGAUAAGGAAGAGGAACAAAAGAAAUUAGAAUUGGAAAUGGUGAAACGUAGGGAAAGGAUAGAGAGAUGGAGAGCUGAGCGUAAGAAAAAAGAACAAGAAGCCACUAAAAAAGAGGCACAGAAAGGAACUUUAGUUCAAAAUCUGACAAUACCACAGGGCUCUUUCAAAAAAUGGUCUCUAGAAGAUGAUUCUGAAGAUGAGGAUAAAAAUGAUAAGGCAGAAAAAGAGAGUGAAAAAGAAGAUACAGAGAAGGUAAAGGAAGUAGAACCUGUGAUUAUCCCUGAGCCUGAACCUGAGCCUCAGAAGCCUGUUCCAGAAAUAAAAGAAAUUGUGGAAGAUGAAGUUGAUCCAUUGGAUGAAUUUAUGAGAGGUGUACAGGCAGAAGUCCGUAAAAUAAAUAAUGUGAAAAAAACAACUGGAGAAAACAAUAACAAAAAAGGCAACCUUGUAAUUGUGACUGGUGUUGCUAAACCUACCAACAAUACAAAUAAGGGAGAGCUCAUAGAACAAAAUCAAGAUGGUCUUGAGUAUUCAUCAGAAGAAGAACAAGAGGACCUCAAGGAUACUGCUGCAAGUAUUGCCAACAAACAGAAAAAAGAAUUGGCGAAAAUUGACCAUAACAAUAUUACUUAUAUAAGAUUUAGGAAAAACUUUUAUGUUGAAGUUCCUGAAAUUGCCAAAAUGACUAAUGAAGAAGUUGAUGUCUAUAAGGAAGAAUUGGAAGGAAUUAGAGUUAAAGGCAAAGGCUGUCCAAGACCCAUUAAAACUUGGGCUCAAUGUGGUGUUUCAACAAAAGAACUUAGCAUUUUGAAGAAGUUGAGUUUUGAGAAACCCACUCCAAUUCAGGCUCAAGCUAUUCCUGCCAUCAUGUCAGGAAGAGAUCUCAUUGGUAUCGCGAAAACGGGCAGUGGCAAAACAUUGGCUUUCCUUCUGCCGAUGUUCCGGCACAUACUCGAUCAACCUCCUCUAGAAGAUACGGACGGUCCCAUAUCGAUAAUAAUGACUCCGACGAGGGAGUUGUGUAUGCAGAUCGGCAAAGACAUAAAAAAGUUCACCAAAAGCUUAGCGAUACACGCUGUGUGCGUGUAUGGAGGCACUGGCAUUUCUGAACAAAUUGCCGAAUUGAAAAGGGGCGCCGAGAUAAUCGUGUGCACGCCGGGCAGGAUGAUCGACAUGCUGGCGGCGAACAGUGGCAAAGUGACGAACCUGCGGCGCGUCACCUAUAUAGUGCUGGACGAGGCCGACAGGAUGUUCGACAUGGGCUUCGAGCCGCAGGUCAUGCGCAUCAUCGACAACGUGCGACCCGAUAGGCAGACGGUAAUGUUCAGCGCGACGUUCCCGCGGCAAAUGGAGGCGCUGGCAAGGCGGAUAUUGCAGAAGCCCAUCGAGGUGCAAGUAGGCGGCAGGUCGGUGGUGUGCAAAGAAGUCGAACAGCACGUGAUCGUGAUUGAAGAAGACCAAAAGUUCCUCAAACUGCUCGAACUCCUCGGGCUCUACCAAGAGCAGGGCAGUAUCAUCGUGUUCGUGGACAAGCAGGAGAACGCAGACGUGCUGCUCAAGGAGCUGAUGCGUGCAGCCUACAGCUGCAUGAGCCUGCACGGCGGCAUCGAUCAGUUCGAUAGGGAUUCGACGAUGAUCGACUUCAAGAGCGGGAAGGUGAAGCUGCUGAUAGCGACUUCGGUGGCAGCGAGGGGGCUAGACGUUAAACAGCUGAUACUGGUGGUGAACUACGAUUGCCCCAACCACUACGAGGACUACGUGCACCGAUGCGGCCGCACAGGCAGGGCGGGCAACAAGGGCUUCGCCUACACCUUCGUCACCCCCGAUCAGGCGAGGUACGCCGGCGACCUCAUAAAGGCCUUCGAGCUGGCAACAGUGGCGGUGCCGGAGCCGCUCAGGGCUCUGUGGGAGACCUACAAAAACAAGCAGGAAUCGGAAGGCAAGAAGGUGCACACAGGCGGCGGCUUCAGCGGCAAGGGCUUCAAGUUCGACGAGUCGGAGGCGGCGGCCGUCAACGAGAAGAAGAAGUUCCAGAAGGCGGCGCUGGGUCUGGCAGACAGCGACGACGAGGAUCUCGAGCACGACAUCGACCAGCAGAUCGAGAGCAUGUUCGCGACCAAGCGGACGGUGAAGGAGAUCAAGGCGCCGCUGGGUCUGAUAAACCCCGCUGCUCUGGGCACCUCCACCACCGCAGUAGACAAACUCGAACUGGCCAAACGGCUCGCCUCCAAGAUCAACUUCACCAAAACCGCUGCUCUGGACACGAAAUUCGCCACGCAACAGGCGGCCGAGAACAUCCUCAAGGGCAGCGGUUCGCAGCCGCCCAUCACGGCCAAGACGGUGGCCGAGCAGCUGGCGGCGAAGCUGAACACGAAGCUGAACUACCAGCCGAAGGAGGAGGACGAGCGUGGGGAGGAGGAUAGCGAGCAGACGUUCAGGAAGUACGAGGAGGAGCUGGAGAUCAACGAUUUCCCGCAGCAGGCCAGGUGGCGGGUCACAUCGAAGGAAGCCCUGGCCCAGAUCUCUGAGUACUCAGAGGCUGGUAUCACCGUCAGGGGCACAUACGUGCCUACGGGCAAAGCACCGCCAGAGGGCGAGCGGAAGCUGUAUUUGGCCAUCGAGAGCACCUCCGACAUGGCUGUGUCCAAGGCCAAGGCCGAGAUCACGAGGCUGAUCAAGGAGGAGCUGCUCAAGUUGCAGACGUCAGGGCAUCACACCUUCAACAAAGCGAGAUAUAAAGUUGUGUAGAAGUGUCGGUGUUUCUUUAGCUUUUAUAAUUAUUGUGGUUCAGUUGUGUAACAUAAUGUGUCAGUCAAUGUUUCGGAAAUAAAGAGCCAUGAAAUAUUUUUUCUACACAAUUUUCACCAG
Messenger RNA from Phaedon cochleariae (mustard beetle), 3333 nucleotides. Lineage: Eukaryota; Metazoa; Arthropoda; Insecta; Coleoptera; Chrysomelidae. The record is from the annotation of a GenBank genome assembly.